This is a messenger RNA of Eurytemora carolleeae, 1657 nucleotides long. Its product is annotated as serine/threonine-protein phosphatase 2A catalytic subunit beta isoform. The transcript has 14 exons. The record is from RefSeq and is a predicted model, not a curated record. Lineage: Eukaryota; Metazoa; Arthropoda; Copepoda; Calanoida; Temoridae. Gene Ontology annotation, cellular component: cytosol. The coding region runs from base 86 to 1021 and encodes 311 amino acids. Gene Ontology annotation, molecular function: protein serine/threonine phosphatase activity. Gene Ontology annotation, biological process: peptidyl-serine dephosphorylation; mitotic cell cycle.
UUUAAUUGUUUGUAUUUUCAGGGUUUAAAGAGGAUUUUAGACCCUCUUGUUCUUAUAUCUCCAAUUGAAAAAACUAAUUCUAAAAAUGAAUCAAGACGAGAAAGCUAACUUGAAGGAUUUGGAUGGUUGGGUAGAACAAUUGAUGGAGUGUAAGCAACUAUCAGAAAACCAGGUUAAGACCCUGUGCGAAAAAGCAAAAGAGAUUUUGAGCAAGGAGAGCAAUGUUCAGGAGGUUAAGUGCCCUGUGACCGUGUGCGGAGAUGUGCAUGGUCAGUUUCAUGAUCUUAUGGAGCUCUUUAGAAUCGGUGGUAAGUCCCCGGACACGAACUAUUUGUUUAUGGGGGAUUAUGUGGACCGAGGAUAUUACAGCGUAGAGACAGUUACUCUCCUGGUCACACUUAAGGUACGGUUCCGUGAGCGUAUUACAAUCCUGCGUGGAAACCAUGAGUCCAGACAGAUUACUCAGGUUUAUGGGUUCUAUGAUGAAUGCCUGCGUAAGUACGGAAAUGCCAAUGUUUGGAAAUACUUCACUGAUCUAUUUGACUACCUUCCUCUUACCGCUUUAGUUGACAGUCAAAUAUUCUGUCUACAUGGAGGCCUCAGUCCUAGUAUCGAUACUCUGGAUCAUAUCAGAGCUCUGGACCGUCUUCAAGAGGUUCCUCAUGAGGGUCCUAUGUGCGAUCUUCUAUGGUCAGAUCCUGAUGAUAGAGGUGGCUGGGGAAUUUCUCCCAGAGGAGCUGGAUAUACCUUCGGCCAGGAUAUAUCUGAGACAUUUAACCACUCUAACGGGUUAACACUUGUAUCACGAGCUCAUCAGCUUGUCAUGGAAGGUUACAAUUGGUCACAUGAUAGGAAUGUUGUCACCAUAUUCUCUGCUCCCAACUACUGUUAUCGCUGUGGAAACCAAGCUGCUAUAAUGGAGCUUGAUGAUGCUCUGAAGUACAGUUUUCUACAGUUUGAUCCUGCGCCACGCAGAGGUGAACCUCAUGUCACACGCAGAACUCCUGAUUAUUUCCUGUAGGCUCUCGGAUCAUCAAUCUACUUCAGCCGAUAUUCUAAAUUUCUUUUCAUGAUAAUAUUCUAAAUUACUCUGUCUUAUUAACCAUUAUUUUAAUUAGAUAGUUAGACUAUAGACAUCCCACCAGUAAAUCUUUAUCUUUAUUUUUGGGGUUUUUACUUUUAUCUUAACUACUUGACAUCUGGUAAAUGGUAGAUUAUUUUACUAAAAGUACACUUUGUUCAUAAAUAAUUGUUAACUGAAAUUAUAGUUCGAAUUUAUUACAGAUGUUUUAAGAUGAAGCAAUGUUUUCUACCAACUUUUCUUUACUUUGUCUGAUUCAGAAUUACUUAUCGAUUAAUGUUCCAAUAUAUUAUGGGUUACUCUAGAUUUAGCAUAUUUUAUUAUUGGUAGGUAAACUGAAACUCUAUACUCGGAUGUUUUGGUUUAUAAGUACUUAUUUUGACUAAUGUACAUUGUAUUGUACACACUGUGCAGUGUGCAACGUUUGUGCAAUGAACUAAUUUUGUGCAUAGCUGUUUGAAUAAGUUAAUGUACCAUGUGUUUGUGAAUUAUACAUCUCGUUAACAUUCAAUGUACAAUUAUAUGAAAGAAGGUAACACUGUGUUUAAUAAAAGAAAUACAUUUUAGAAAUCCAAA